UUGUUAUUAACUGGCACUUUUAAAAUCUUCAGUUCUAAUUUAAAAGUUCUUUUAAAAAUUAAAAUUCUCAGGGUUAUUCGCCAUAUGUGUGUAGUGCAUCAGCGGCUACUUCUUGUUUUCAGCACUGUUAUUCUGUAUAGGCUCCCUGUGUGCGUGCAACAGGAUGCCUAAAUAUAAUAUUGGAUUUAUGAUAGUUGUGAAUAUUAAGUUCCAGUAGUAUAGAUUAAGUUGAAAGGCUAUGUUAAAUUCAUAAGAAACAGAUGUAGUAAUGGCCUUUGUAAUGCCUUCUGGUGUUGAUAAACCCUUCGAUAAUGAAAAUAAAGCAACAAUUAUCACCAGACUCAUUGUUAAGGGGACUGAUUUUUUUUCCCCUUGGCACUAGAGCCCUAGUGGGCCUAGGCCUACCUCCAUGAACUCCGUAAGGGGACUUAUUCAAUUAGCAAUUAUGAAAGGAACUAAACAAAAAAAAAUAUCACUCUGGUGAGAACUGAACAAGAUUAGGGCGAGUGCACUCUUACGGACCGAACAUCUUAAUAGCAUAGACCAAGAAGGCUAUAUGAUGCGUAAAAACUAGUACUUCCAUAUUUUUCCAUUCUUGAGAAACCGCAAGUCGCCCCAAAAAGUACAUGUGUAUUUUUUUUUUGUACAUGUGUUUCGUGGUGUCUUGUAGAAAAUUAUAUGGUAGGCGUCACAAACAGAAAUAUGAAAAUAUGGAGUUAGGGGCGUAGAAGGAUGUCACUGCAUAUCCGACGUAAAAUGGAAUAAAGUCAAAUGGCAGUGCAAUAGCAAAUAAUCCAGAAGGCCUGCGUUGCAUUGUUCGGCGUCUUGGUCGUUUGUGUGACAUUAUGCGGCUUUGGGACUGCACUUACACGUAGUAAACGCGUAUUAUCUAUUGGUACAGACAGCACAAAAUGAAUUAGAUUACAGUAAAACGUUCGAAGAGAAAGCGUAACACAUAUGCAAGAAGGCGUAAUUUCUUUACAGUCAUUACUAGGCUUAUUUAUUGGAUCCACAAAUUGUUUACAAAUCGCUUUCUUGGCUCCUGAUAAGUAUCUACGAGGUUAGACAGCGUUCCAUACGAAACGACAGUAAUCUUCGAGCAGCAUGGAUGGGAUCAAAGAGGAACCUGAAUCAGGCGACUCACGGCCAUCUUCUCCACUUGAAGAAUAUGAACCUAUUUUUAUAAAGACUGAACACUUUGAGCCUGAGACAUUGCCAAUAAUGAAAUGUGAAGCCGUGCAUAGUGUGGACAUAGAGAAAGAGGAACCUGAUGCAAAUAAAGAUGCUGCCCUGGGCAUGUUGUGGGAUGUCAACCCAAACAAGGAGCUCAAGGAUGAAGUGACCAUAGAGGAUCAUGAAGUACCUGUAGAUAGUGUGGAUCAGGCAACCAGCAUAAAGGAGGAUGGAGGUGGAAGCAGCAGUAGCAGCAGCAGUAGCAGCAGCAACCCUUCCAUCCAGUGUGAUAAGUAUAAGGAUGGCAGUAUCACCGUUUCAUCAAAUGGUAGGAAAGGAGUCACACAGCCAUAUAAAUGUGACGUAUGCAAUAAACAGUACCAGCACAAAGAGAAUCUGAGGAUACACUAUCGUAUCCACACAGGUGACACUCGAUUUGAAUGUGAUAUAUGCAACAAGGCAUUUUGCCAAAGUGGGCAUCUUGCAACUCACAGACGAACACACACCGGUGAGAAACCAUAUCAGUGUGAUGUAUGUCAUAAAUACUUCUCCCAGAAAGGCAAUUUACAGAGACAUUAUCGUAUUCACACUGGUGAUAAACGAUAUGAGUGUGAAGUAUGUGGUAAGACUUUCAUUCAGAAUGGUGAGCUUGUUGUACAUCGAAUGACUCAUACAAAAGAAAGGCCAUUUGGUUGCACUUUAUGCCCAAGAAGAUUUACGCAGAAAGAUAUAUUGAAGAAACAUUAUCGUAUGCACGCUGGAGACAAGCGUUUUACAUGUGAAAUAUGCAGUAAAGGUUAUUUUGAACGGCGUAGUCUGGAGAAGCACUAUCGUUCUCAUACGGGAGAGAAGCCAUUCAGUUGUGAGGUGUGUAAUAAGAAAUUCUCGCAGAAAAGCAUCCUGCAUAGCCAUGUACGUGUACAUACUGGAGAGAAACCAUUUACAUGUGAAAUAUGUAAUCAGGCUUUUUCUAGAAGUUUGCAUCUUCAGUCUCAUCGACGUACUCAUACCGGUGAGAAGCCCUUCUGUUGCGAAAUAUGCAAUAAGAGGUUUUCACAUAAACAUAAUUUGCAAAGACAUUCACGUAAUCAUGUAGUAAAUGUCAGUCAGGAUUGAAGUGCAUUGAAGCAAUCAUAUUGAUAUUGGAGAGUACAGUGUGAGGUAAUUUUUUCUUGUUCAUUUAAUGAAAUGAGCAAUAAUACAUUUCUACACAUAUAGAUAUGGAGUAAGAUGCUUAACAUCUCUCUCAGGAAAUGUGACUAUUUUAGUUGGAAUUUCAGGAAUAUGAGUAUGAGGUAAGACUGAACAAGGUGUAGGUAUACUGCAGAAGCAUAUUUCUCUAUUUUGAUCAAUUUUGAGAUGCUGAUGUAGAAAUCUGAUGUUUACAAUGAAGUGUGCUAACUUCUCAGUUGUGACAGUCUGUAAUCUGAUGGGACUUUAAGGGUAUUUCAGAGAAACAUACUGCCUCCAUAUUCAAGGUCAAAGAAUACGCGAAACAAACAGAAAAUUCCUCUGAAACACCAGUGAACUUGUACAACAUCACAUCCCUGUAGGUAGUAUUCUCUAUACAGUCACUCCUUUAAGAACCUCAAAUCCAAAAAUUAUAAGUUUUCAGAUUAAUUAAUAAAACUGUAGUGUUAAAGUAAAAUUGGCAUGAGAGUAGUUGUAUGCAACUUUUAUAAAUAAUUCAGGUUAGUGUGUAGAUAUGAAGGAGUUUGCAUACCUGAUAUGGAACAUUUAGUGUUGAAAUAGUGUUCUGUAUAAACAGAGCUUUGCAUGAUAUUACCAGCUUUUCAGGAUUCUCUAAUGCUAAUAACAGGAACAUUUAUUCAUCUGAAGAGGAUGUUAGUCUCAAUGUGGAUAUCUUAGGUUAGUACUAAGUGGACGUAAGAGGGAGAAGACUAUCCUGCCAAUGUAAUGCUAAUACAUUGCUUCAUGUGCGCGUGCAUGGUUAGAAACAGUGAUGACAUUGUUCAUUGAGAAAUGAGAUAUUGUUGAAUGUAGGAAAUAAUGUGAGAUGAGAGGAAUAUGUGAAACUGGAUGAAUCCAGUUGUUUGUGAGCACAGAGUUGACAGUUUCUUAUGUUGUGGAUGUGAUAAAAUUUGGGAUUUUUAAUGUAGUGACUGCAUUUAGAUUUAUUAUAUCAGAUCACAUAACAAAUUCUUAAUCAUAAAAUAAUUUAGUAGGAUGACGAAGGGAUGAGGUUAUGGCAGAAAUAAUUUCUGCAGGUAGGAAAACAUAUGAAAGCCUUGGUCUUCUACACUGGAACUUUGAUUUUGCACUUUCAGGUUUUAGGUUUUUCCAGAUUUUACACACUGCUCAUUUGGUCCUGGCCAAAUGCCCGUAAGAACAUCUGAGCUGUUCCACUUACGUUUGUCGUGGUAAAAUGGGCACAUCUUUGCAUAUGCACAUUUUUCAGUUUCACAUGAGAGCUAUACAGGCUGACAGCUCUAGAGAAAAAGGAAGAAAAUGACUGACUGGAUAGACAUAUCAUGGUAUAAUUUAGUGUAUUUCAUUUACAUUAUUUUGUUCAAAUCUCUAUAUUUUAAAUGUUACAAACUUAUGGUACAAAGAACCUACAUAUUUCUUUAUGUUGCAUCUUUUUCAUUUUCCUGAUUUUACACAUUGCUCCAUGUUACGCUUAUUUUAAUUUGGUUCCUUUGAAAGUGUAAAAUUGCAGUUUCACUGUAUGUAUAUGUAGCCAGGAUCUGUUGUACUGCAACAAUAUUCCUU
Molecule: messenger RNA, 3906 nt
Organism: Cryptotermes secundus
Lineage: Eukaryota; Metazoa; Arthropoda; Insecta; Blattodea; Kalotermitidae
Product: oocyte zinc finger protein XlCOF6.1-like
Exons: 4
Coding region: 1105-2289 (394 amino acids)
Biological process (GO): regulation of transcription by RNA polymerase II
Molecular function (GO): DNA-binding transcription factor activity; RNA polymerase II cis-regulatory region sequence-specific DNA binding
Source: RefSeq, a predicted model, not a curated record